This is a messenger RNA of Xenopus laevis (African clawed frog), 1014 nucleotides long. RefSeq names its product C-type lectin domain family 3 member B L homeolog (gene clec3b.L). Gene Ontology annotation, molecular function: carbohydrate binding. The transcript is spliced from 3 exons. NCBI's taxonomy places the organism in Eukaryota, Metazoa, Chordata, Amphibia, Anura, Pipidae. Gene Ontology annotation, biological process: ossification; bone mineralization; animal gross anatomical part developmental process. The record is from RefSeq and is a predicted model, not a curated record. The coding region runs from base 222 to 704 and encodes 160 amino acids.
AAUGCUAUUGUGAGAUAAAUGUUUCAUUACAAAUGUUGAAAGAAGCCUUAUGUUUUGGAUCUUCUUCCUUUGACGUAGACUAAAUUUAAUGGGUUCCAGACAGAGGCAUUCAGAUUGUGCUCAUACAGUGUAAGGACUCUGUACCCAAGGGAGUGGAUCAGGCAGAUGUCAUACUAAAGGAAUGCACGGAAAAGCACAAGCACAAUGUGGUUAGCCUGAAAAUGUAUGAGGAAUUAAAGCAGAAAGUUCAGAACAUCGAAUUAGAAGUCAUUCACCUUAAGGAACAGCAGGCGCUGCAGACAAUUUGCCUGAAAGGGGUGCAGAUCUACAACAAAUGCUUCCUGGCCUUUAAUGAGUUAAAGGCCUACCACCAGGCCAGUGAUAUGUGCUUUGCCCAAGGGGGAACACUGAGUACUCCGGAGACUGGAGAUGAGAAUGACUCCUUGUACGAUUAUGUGCGCAAGAGUAUUGGCUCCAGCGCUGAGAUCUGGCUUGGCAUUAAUGACAUGGCUACAGAGGGGAACUGGCAAGAUCUAAAUGGGAGCCCCGUUACCUUUAAACAUUGGGAGACUGAAAUCACGAAACAGCCUGACGGGGGAAAGCAGGAGAACUGUGCAGCGAUGUCGGUUACAGCUAUUGGCAAGUGGUUCGACAAAAACUGCAAAACAGAACUCCCUUUUGUGUGUCAGUUUUCUAUUGUUUAGGUGCUUGCCAUAUAUUUUGCUCAUUAUACCAAGACAAAUAUAUAACAUUUUAUGCAAAAUAUGCUAUGUUGCUUAAAAGACGACAAGGGAAUAAGGCUUAUUUUAGUCUUUCAAAGCAUGAGCUCUUCAAGCUGCCAAAAACACCCUAAAUCUCUUUAAAUCAUGUAUAUGUAUAAAACUUUGAAACAAGUAAACUAAUGUCAAAUGUUCCAGCUAUCUAUAAUGUAUAUGGCCUUCAUGCAAGUAAUAAAUGUCAAAUUUUACAGCUAUUAUAUAUUAGAUUCAAUUAAUAAAGUUUUUUUCGUCUGUG